This is a messenger RNA of Trichoplusia ni (cabbage looper), 3113 nucleotides long. RefSeq lists its product as uncharacterized. Gene Ontology annotation, molecular function: sequence-specific DNA binding. Lineage: Eukaryota; Metazoa; Arthropoda; Insecta; Lepidoptera; Noctuidae. The record is from RefSeq and is a predicted model, not a curated record. The transcript has 13 exons. Bases 953 to 2662 code for a protein of 569 amino acids.
AUAUAAUUGUAAUAACUAACAAAUUUUACUGUUUCCGAUUGAAACUAGUUUUUAUUAGGUUAGAAUCUUUAUUGUAACAUUUCUCUAAAUUAAUUAUACAUCCAAUAUAAGUGGCGCGAAAAAACCUGUCAUGUGACGUCACACUUUAUAACAUUGAUGAAGCUCUACAAAAGUACCUACCCACCUAGUUAAUUAAAAUUAAUCACCAACUUCCCCGAUGAAACUUAUCGUAACAUUUUAUAAGUAAACAAAACAUAACCUAUACACAAUUUACAAGCAUUUCAUACCCUUUAAAAGCUUAAUACCUACUCAUAAAAAUCGAAUCGUUCCAAUAUACCAAAUAAUAUAAUAAAAAAAAUAUUACCAACAUUAUAUAAAUUAGUUCGUUUAAUUGGUUACCUAUUUUACACUACAAAUUGUUACAGUCCGAAACACGGCAAAGGUAGCUAGAUUCCAGAUUACACAGCUCACGAAGAAAUUCGUUCGUUUCGUUUCGUUUCUCGUUAUCCACAGAUUAAAUAACACAAAUUUAUGUAACAUAAAUACUAUAAUUAAUAUUGAUGCAAAAAAUCUACGGCCAUUGUCUACCUUAGAGCUGCAAAGAAAUUUCAUAUUUCUUUCAUAAUAUAUAUUGUAACAAUUGUCAAGCCUAGACGGUCUAGGUACUGUAUUUAUUGUAGUGUUUUUAAUUAAUCCUUGAUUUUCUUUAUUGAGGUUAUACACAGAAUAAUACGUUGGUACAUGAUUAAUUCCCCAUAUUAUCUAUAUUUCUAGGAAACUUGUAGUGUUUUCCGUAAAAAAUGUUAAAAUUACAAUAUUCACGCUUAAACAAAACGCUGUUUCUGUAAUGGCGGACGACAAAGUUCUGCUUGACGUCACCUACAAGUAAACAAGUUUGUAAAUACUACAUUCAGCAUGUUUAUACUAUAUUUCUGUUAAUAAACUAAUAAAAAUGGUGUACAAAUGGUGUAUCGUCCCACAAUGUACAAAUACGUCGAUAAAAACGCCACAAAAACUAUUCGUUUCUGUACCGACGAACCCUAACAGACGGAAUAAGUGGUUACAGUUGGCUCAGAGAGACCCACACAGCAUAUUGUCUCAUACAAAUGUUUUUAUGUGUGAAGAUCACUUUGAUCUAGAAAAAGAUAUAAGGAACUAUAUGAAGUACAAAAUGGGCUUCAGUUCGAAGAUACUUUUGUCUGAAAAGACAUUACCUAGUAAAUUCCAUUGCCAAGAGGAUUAUAAGCGAUUGGGCGAAUCGGAUCGUCAGAGCGCAGUAGUUGUUCAAAGAAAAAGAAAGAGAGAAAAAGAGCUUGUCAGGCAUGUUGAAGAAGGAUGCCAUCUUGAAGUUCAGAAUAUGAAAGACACUGUGCAAAAAGGUGUCAAUAUUGUAAGGGAUGAAAUUAAACCUGAUGAAGACACAUCAGGAGCUCAAGGGAGAAAAACUACGACAGAUAUUUUACAAAUGAUUGAUAAAUCUAUACAAUCGGAGAAUGAAACCCAGUGUCACAUGGGGUCUGUACCUCCAGGUGAUGUGCCUUCAAGAUGUGAUAGUCGGAAGCAAACAGAAGAGGAACAGGCGGAGAAGACUGCAGAAGGGAAGAUUGGGAACUGGAUAACCUUAUACCGGUCGGCGACUUCUUCUAGUUUUCACGAUGCAUCCGGCGAUCCUGUCGUGUCGGCAUCGACUUCAAAUCAACCUGUUCAGAGUAAUGAAAAACAACUUAUUACGAGGGAGACUCGGACAGAACAUAACGAGACCUAUGAGAAUUUAGCAGACAACAGACAAAUAAUGGUAAAGAUUGAAGACGAGGAAAUACUUGAGAAAAUACAGAACAGUAUAAAUUAUGAAACGAAAACCGUUCCACAACAUGUAGAGGACAAAGUGAAAACUGAUCGUCCUCGUCGAACACAAGUUAGAAAGAAUGUUCUAGAAGUAACGAACGUGGUCUGUGGAAGUAAGAGGAAGAAAGAAGUUACCCUGAAGAGGAAGGUCAUCUGCAGUCCUAAGGUGUAUCAGAAUGCUUUAGCUACCAAAGUCGACACUAUUAUAGCAAGAGUCUACCACUUCUUUAAGAAGGAAUAUGACUUUCUAGCGAAGAAAUAUGGGAAGUUGCUGGACCUGACUCCCUUCUCUAAGCAUAAGGAACGGACGGCACAAGCCACCGGCUUUCAUAUCAAUGUGGUGGAGAAGGCGGUAGCUGAAGUAGUGAAGAAGCCAGGGAAGAAGCCAAAGAAGAAGAAAAGAAAGAAGAAUAUAAAGAAAAUAGAGGUGGAGGAUAAUAGUGAAACAGAGACGGGUGACGAGACAUUUGGAUCCGGUGAAGAAAUGGCCAAUCCUGCUGCAGAGCCAUCCCUUACUAAAGAGCUGCGGGCUGCCAGGAAGCUACGAAGCUUGAGAGACCAUAGUUACGCGUUGCCGAUCUCAGAAUGUCCCGAUGUAACUCCGAAGGUGGAACCAAUUGAACAAUUGAGCGAGCCAAACAUCGGUUUACCCAGUGAGGAUACUUCAUCAGUAAAUGAGACAUCGACAUUGACCUCCGCUCUGCCUGAAACCGACCCGUUAAAGAUAGAAGAUAGUUUUGAAGACACCGAGUAUUUACUUGAAGAUUUAGCUGACAUUAAAGAAGAGAUUGAAUUUAGUGAUGAAGGCUUCAGUUAGUAAAUAAGAUUCGGACACCUUUACAAGGACCUGUAGUUGCUCUGUCAUGUAGCAGAAAUCAAGGACAGAUUCCCAUUUGGGUGUAUUUCAUAUUACCUUACCACCACAAUAUGUGUCGACUUGUACGGAAAACUAAUUGUCAUAGAAAAUGUUUGCCAUUAGAACAUUGCCACAGUAAGACAAGAAGUGGUUCUGCCUCACGCAGUUGAACCCAGGGUGUUUUUAGUUGAUGAGACAGUUUUGGGUGUAUUCUGUAUAUUACGUCCACGGUAUAAUUCCCAGUUCUGCGCAAUAGUGUAGCUACGGUGCUAUGUUUAGGUUAGGUCAGGUAGGUAGUUUAGGUUUUAACUUUAGCACUUGAGAUCUCCCCGAGGAGAGCUCGUGGCUAAGCUAUGCUUGACGCGGUUGGUCCGUAAAUGGGUGACCAUCUUUGUCAUAACGAGUUCCUCCG